UGCGCGCCUCCCCACCGCCCUCUCGGCUGCCGCGCUCGCUCCGCGCUCCGCCACCCGCGCGUCCGCUGGCCCCGCAACUUCACCCGGAGUGGCGGCAGCUGGUGCGACGCCAGAGCGCUGGGACCACGACUGUCACCCUCGGCCCUUUCCUUGUUGGCUGGGAGGAACGAGCACCGGCUGUCCGCGGAUCCCGAGGUGCACGGCAGCGAGGGGCGGUGCGUGGGUGCCGAGGUGGUACAUGCCACCCGGUACUAAGCGUCUCCGGGCACUAGGAGCGUUCUCGGCAGGACUGCCAACCAGACUCCCAGAAACCAUGCUGGUGGGAUCCCAGUCCUUCUCUCCUGGUGGGCCCAAUGGCAUCAUCCGGAGCCAGUCCUUCGCAGGUUUUAGUGGGCUGCAGGAAAGGCGAUCCAGGUGUAACUCCUUCAUUGAAAAUGCCUCUGCUGUCAAGAAGCCUCAGGCCAAGCUGAAGAAAAUGCACAAUCUAGGACACAAAAAUAACAACACUCCGAAAGAGCCUCAGCCCAGGAGGGUGGAGGAGGUCUACCGUGCCUUGAAAAACGGCCUUGAUGAGUACCUGGAGUUCCACCAGACGGAGCUGGACAAGUUGACCGCUCAGUUAAAAGAUAUGAAGAGAAACUCUCGCCUGGGUGUGCUCUAUGACCUAGACAAGCAAAUUAAAACGAUUGAGAGAUACACGCGACGCCUGGAGUUUCACAUUAGUAAGGUAGAUGAGCUCUAUGAAGCCUAUUGUAUCCAACGGCGGCUCCAAGAUGGUGCCAGCAAAAUGAAGCAAGCCUUUGCUACGUCCCCUGCCAGCAAGGCUGCCCGGGAGAGUCUGUCUGAGAUCAACCGCAGCUACAAGGAGUACACAGAGAACAUGUGCACCAUUGAAGCAGAGUUGGAGAGUCUGCUGGGUGAAUUCUCCAUCAAGAUGAAAGGUCUAGCCGGUUUUGCCCGCCUCUGUCCUGGAGAUCAAUAUGAAAUUUUCAUGAAGUAUGGCCGGCAGCGGUGGAAACUGAAGGGCAAAAUCGAAGUGAACGGCAAACAGAGCUGGGAUGGCGAGGAGACCGUCUUCCUGCCCCUCAUCGUGGGGCUCAUCUCCAUCAAGGUCACAGAACUCAAAGGACUGGCAACUCACAUCCUAGUAGGCAGUGUGACCUGUGAGACCAAAGAGCUGUUUGCAGCCCGACCCCAGGUGGUAGCUGUUGAUAUCAAUGACCUUGGUACCAUCAAGCUGAACCUGGAAAUCACCUGGUAUCCUUUUGACGUGGAGGACACAACCCCGUCUUCAGGCCCUGGGAACAAGACAGCUGCUCUCCAGCGGAGGAUGUCCAUGUACAGCCAGGGCACCCCAGAAACACCUACCUUCAAAGACCAGUCCUUCUUUUCAAAUCUGCCAGAUGACAUCUUUGAGAGUGGAAAGGCUGCAGAGGAGAAAAGGCCUCUGUCCCUCAGCUUCAGCGACCUGCAGGAUGGAGACUGUGUCUUCACCUCCAGCUCGGCCACCUCUCCCUCCAGUUCACACUCGGCCCAUCCAGAGAUUACCAUCACCCCUGCCGAGCUUACCCACAGCAGCCUGUCCUCACAGAACGAGGGCACCGAGGACAGCAGCUCGGCAUCUUCCAGGAAUUCCUUGGGCGAGGACCAUGAGCGGAAGUCUCACCGGAAGAGUGACAUGGCAGAGCCCAGGACGCCCGGUGUGGCGGCAAGGUCUGGAACCGAAAGCCUGUUUCUGGAGAACAGCGUUGCGGAGACUCUCCUGCAGGAGUCGGACGAGGCCUCUGAGCUCAAGCCCGUGGAGCUGGACACUUUUGAAGGAAACAUCACAAAGCAGCUAGUGAAGAGGCUCACCUCAGCGGAGGGGCCCAUCACUACCGACAAGCUCUUCUUCGAAGGCUCUGUUGGCAGCGAAUCUGAGGCUGGCCGGUCCUUUCUCGAUGGCAGCCUGGAAGAGGCCUUCAGUGGACUCUUCCUUGCAUUAGAUCCACACAAGGAGCAGUACAAAGAGUUCCGGGAUCUGAACCAAGAAGUUACACGCUUGGAUGAUGUUCUCAAAUGCAAGCCGGCUGGCAGCCACAGCAGGUCUUCCAGCCUAAGUCUGACGGUUGAGAGUGCUUUAGAAAGCUUUGAUUUCCUCAACACCUCUGACUUUGACGAAGAAGAAGAGGACGGUGAUGACGUCUGCCACGUUGGAGGAGGAGCGGACUCCGUGUUUUCAGACACUGAGACUGAGAAGAGUGGUUACAGGUCAGUUCACCCGGAAGCCAGGGGCCACCUUAGCGAGGCCCUGACAGAAGACACGGGCGUAGGGACCAGUGUGGCAGGAAGCCCGCUUCCACUCACCACGGGAAAUGAGAGCCUGGACAUCACCAUAGUGAAACAUCUGCAAUACUGCACCCAGCUCGUUCAGCAAAUCGUCUUCUGUAGCAAAACCCCCUUUGUGGCAAGGAGUCUCUUGGAGAAGCUGUCGAGGCAGGUCCUUGUGGUGCAGAAGCUGGCAGCAGUGAGUGACGAGAACCUCGGGAACAUCACCUCCGUGGUGGAAGCCAUACCAGAAUUCCACAAAAAGUUGUCCCUGCUGUCCUUCUGGACCAAGUGCUGCAGCCCCACGGGGGUCUACCACAGCUCCGCCGCCUGCCUGAUCAAACAGCUGGAGGCCAGCUUCGCCGGAAACAUCAACAAAGACUAUCCAGGACUGGCAGAGCCAGUGUUUAGAACCCUGGUGUCCCAAAUCCUGGACGGAGCUGAACCUCUCCUUUCCUCCAGCCUCUCGUCGGAAGUCAUCACUGUCUUCCAGUAUUACAGUUUCUUCACCAGCCACGGUGUGAGUGACCUGGAGACUUACCUGGGCCAGCUAGCCAGGCAAGUUGCCAUGGUUCAGACGCUGCAGUCACUGAGGGAAGAGAAACUGCUGCAGACCAUGAGCGACCUCGCACCCAGCCACCUCCCCGCGCAACAGGAAGUCCUCCGGACGCUGGCUCUGCUGCUCACCAGGGAUGACAGUGAGGUCAGCGAGGCUGCGACACUCUACUUGGCAGCAGCCUCCAAAAAUGAGCACUUCAGAGAAAAGGCCUUGCUCUAUUAUUGCGAAGCACUAACGAAGACCAAUCUCCAGCUACAGAAGGCAGCGUGCCUGGCCCUGAAGAGCCUGGAGGCCACUGAAAGCAUUAAAAUGCUAGUGACAUUGUGUCAGUCUGACACUGAAGAAAUCAGAACCGUGGCCUCGGAAACCCUCCUGUCUCUUGGAGAAGACGGGCGACUGGCGUAUGAACAACUAGACAAAUUCCCUCGAGAUUGCGUUAAAGUGGGAGGUCGUCAUGGGACGGAAGUUGCCACAGCCUUUUAAAGUUCAUGUCAGCGCUGCCUGUUAUCCCGCUGGCACCUGGCCCUUGUCCUCAAGAGGGUGCUGUGAUGUGGCCAGGCAGCAGAGAGCUGCUGCUGCUGCCAGUGUGGAGAUCUCAACGCCCAAUGGCACUGUACUGUCUACUUUUCCCUAGCCCACAGGACGGGCUGUGUAUAAUGCACUGGACUGCAUCGUAGUUGUGACUGACAGCACUUCAAAGUCCAUCUUACCUUACUGUAGAAUUUGAAUAUAGCCAUCUUCAUGCCUGUGUGGAAGGAAGUUCAUCUGCAAGUUUGAACUCUUCACGUGCUAUUUGGAUACGUAUUGUAUGCCUUGCCCUCUCUCUGCUGUGUUCUCAGGGUUGAGCUGCCCCUUGGUUACCGAAUUUUAUUUAAAAGACAAAGCACAAAAAGAAUGUACUGCAAAUAGGAGCUUUCUUACAGAGCCUGGAAAAAUGAUGUGGCCCCCUUGGCAGAGGGCUUGAGUAGUGUGCACGAAGCUUGGGUUCAUCGCCAGCACCGUGUAAGCUGGGUGUGCUGCCUCUGUAAAACUCAGUGCUCAGAAACAGAAGGAAGCAGGAUCAGCAGUUCAAGGUCAUCUUCAGGCACCUAAGGAGUUCGCAGGGCAACCUGGGAUACAUGAAGCUAUGGGGGAAGGGGGUAACUUAAGGUUUGUUUUUUUUUAAUAGUUCCUACCAUUUGUUUCUAUUUCCAUCCUGAGAAUUUCUGAAUCAUCUAUCCAUGUGCUUUAAGAGAUAAACGGAAGAAUACUGCUUCAUUAAGACUGUACCUAUACUAUUAGAAGCAAACAAAACCUCAAAGUUUAAGCUUUUGUUCUUUAACCAGAGCCAUCCUUAUCACACUCUUGGUUUUUUUGUUGUUGUUGUUUGGUUUUUGUUUUGUCUUGAAACAGACUCUCCCUAUUAGAGUCCUGAACUCAAUAUACAGACCAGUCUGACCUUGAACUUGCAAGAGUUCUCCAGCCCCUGCCUGGAGCUGGGGGUAUAUGUAGUCACAAGCCACUAUGCCUGGUUCUACAUAUGUAAUUUUUUUUUUUUUUGCUAAGACAAAUACAUACCCCAAAGUUGUAAAUUCAGAAAAAUAUAUUUCUCUUUCAAGUGGGGACCUGGACUUCGGAUGAAUCCUAACUGGAUAGAAUAUUGGGGUACUGAAACUGGUUCCUGCUUCUAUAAAAUUGGCCAUGAGGCUAGGAAGCAGGGGGCCCCCAAGAGCUAGAAACAGCCCCGUAGUUUCCACAGCAGCUCAGUACCAGGGUAAAGAUUCAGUCUCUUACAACGUGCGCAAGGGGUGGGUAUGCCAAGAUAUCACAAACAAUACGUGUACGUGCAAUUUGAACUGUAUUCUGGAUGUGUUUGUAUAAAAUAUCAAUUAGAUAUUAGUUUCAAUAUUUACAUUUUAGUAAGACUUUUAAAAAAGUUCCUUUCAUUUUAAAGUGAAAAUUGUUUGCCAGGCUUCUGGCAAUACAUCCUUUCAACUGUGAAGUUCCACUGUACAUUUGUAUAUUUGUAAAUGUUAUUAUAUAUAUGCAUAUAUCCCUCAUUGUAAAGGUAUGUUGUACAGUUAUAGUAUGUAUAGGCACUAGUCUUUGUUAAAUGGUUGAAAUGUCUCUUUUGUAGGAAGUGAAAUCACAGCUAUUACAGGGCUUUUUGUUUGAUUUAUUUGUGGGUUUGAAACAUUUUUGAAUAUUGCAUGGAUAAUUCAUUUCACAUCUUUUGUAUUCCCCUCUGUGUUUGGAUUUUGGUUGGGAAGUGCUUUUAGGUUUGUGGCUAUUUGUAUUCAUCCCUCUUUCAAUCAUGUAAGUCAAAAUAAAAAAUUAUUUUUAAUUACUA
This is a messenger RNA of Apodemus sylvaticus (European woodmouse), 5195 nucleotides long. It is a transcript of the gene Ripor2, whose product is annotated as RHO family interacting cell polarization regulator 2. The record is from RefSeq and is a predicted model, not a curated record. NCBI's taxonomy places the organism in Eukaryota, Metazoa, Chordata, Mammalia, Rodentia, Muridae. The transcript has 22 exons. Bases 239 to 3349 code for a protein of 1036 amino acids.